AUGCCUUCGCCAUUUAAGACGAGAUGCCUCCUCUUCCUGUCUGUGCUGUCCGUGUUCUUCCUUCUCCCUGCGCUCGCCUACGAACCCAUUGCACCGCGGUCUCUACCGCAUCUGUCUUAUGAGGAUAUUUCGAAGCUAAUAUCGACAAGUGACCCUCUCAAGAAUCUGGAUCCAUCAAACCCAGCGUCUCACUUAUCCAAAAUACUCAUACCCAGAGCUCCGGAUACUGAGAACAACACCCUCGUCAGAAAUUACAUAGCUUCGACGCUCACUGCUCUCAAGUGGCACGUAGAAUUGGAUGAGUUCACGGACAAAACGCCCGUCGGUACCAAACGCUUCGCCAACAUUAUUGCGACGAAAGACCCUUCCGCUUCGCGUCGUGUUGUUCUGGCGGCCCAUUUUGACAGCAAAUAUUACCCCAGCUAUCCUGAUAACCAGUUCGUUGGUGCAACAGACUCGGCUGCUCCAUGCGCGAUGAUGUUGGACCUCGCGGAAACAUUGAACUCUUUGCUUGACAAAAGAAGGAAAAGGCUGGAUGAGGGUGUAGAAGAUGAUGAUGAUGAGGGCGAUACAACCCUGCAACUUGUGUUUUUCGAUGGGGAAGAGGCAUUUAAAGAUUGGACGGACACGGAUUCGAUAUAUGGAGCCAGGCACCUUGCAGAAAAGUGGGAAACAUCAUAUGUAUCCCCUCAUCAAAAACGACGCAUGAUGGACGUGCAGACUACUGUGCUCGGAGGAAUCGACCACCUCAUCCUUCUUGAUCUGUUAGGGGCACCGGACCCCUCCAUUCGUUCCUUCUUCCUCGACACCGCCUGGCUCUUCGACGCCAUGGUAUCUGUGGAGAAGAGAUUAGGUGAUAGCGGAUCCUUUGCCUAUAGCAAGGAGGACAGUAUGGCACCUGGUAAAUGGAAGACGUGGUUCAGGCCUCGCACCACAAACGCCGCCAACUUCGGUUAUAUUGGAGAUGACCAUAUACCUUUCCUGCGUAGAGGGGUCAGUGUCCUUCAUAUCAUUGCUGAGCCCUUCCCGCAUGUCUGGCACUCGCUGAAGGAUGAUGCAUCUGCUUUAGACCUCCCUACUCUCCGACGAUGGAACCUAAUUUUACGGAUAUUCGUGGCAGAAUACCUCGACCUCAAGCCUCAAGACUUCGCCUCGCGCUCCGAAACGUCAAGUACUGUUCAGAGGUCCGAUUCAGAACUCUCCUGA
Molecule: messenger RNA, 1206 nt
Organism: Cyclocybe aegerita
Lineage: Eukaryota; Fungi; Basidiomycota; Agaricomycetes; Agaricales; Hemipholiotaceae
Source: the annotation of a GenBank genome assembly